Varanus komodoensis (Komodo dragon) is the source of this 2836-nucleotide messenger RNA. It is a transcript of the gene EXOC8, whose product is annotated as exocyst complex component 8. The coding region runs from base 33 to 2192 and encodes 719 amino acids. The record is from RefSeq and is a predicted model, not a curated record. The transcript has 2 exons. Gene Ontology annotation, biological process: Golgi to plasma membrane transport; exocytosis; intracellular protein localization. Gene Ontology annotation, cellular component: exocyst. NCBI's taxonomy places the organism in Eukaryota, Metazoa, Chordata, Lepidosauria, Squamata, Varanidae.
GGCCCUCGGUCUCUCGUUGCUCCGGUUCGGACAUGGCGCUCUCUCUGGGCGAGGUGACGGCGGCUGCCGGUGGCGGCGGCGGCAGCAGCCGUCUGAGGAGGCAGCUGGAGUCAGGGAGCUACGCGGCCGAAGAGUACGUCAAGCAGCUGUCCCAGCAGUCGGACGGGGACCGCGACUUGCAGGAACACCGGCAGCGCAUCCAGGCGCUGAGUGAGGAGACGGCGCAGAGCCUCAAGCGCAACGUCUACCAGAACUACCGACAGUUCAUCGAGACGGCCCGCGAGAUCAGUUACCUGGAGAGCGAAAUGUACCAACUCAGUCAUAUCCUCACCGAGCAAAAGGGCAUCAUGGAAGCCGUCACCCAGGCUUUGCUUCAGCAGGCCAGUGCUGCGGACGACUCGGCCCUGGGGGGCGCCCGGCGAGCUGCAGCCGAUCCUCACACCAACCCCUUCCUUCCCCUUUCAGCCAAAGACUCCUCAGCCAACGAGGAGGGCCGUCACCGAACCCUUACGACUCUCCUAGAGAAAGUGGAGGGCUGCCAAGACCUGCUUCCGGAGAGUCCUGGCAAGUACCUGGUCUACAAUGGGGACUUGGUGGAAUAUGAUGCUGACCACAUGGUUCAUAUCCAGAAAGUGCAUGCUUUCCUUAUGAAUGACUGCCUGCUCGUGGCCACAUGGCUGCCCAACCGGCGUGGGACAUACCGUUAUGAUGCCCUCUACCCACUUGAUGGUCUGGCUGUAGUCAAUGUCAAGGACAACCCACCCAUGAAGGAUAUGUUCAAGUUGCUCAUGUUCCCUGAGAGUCGCAUCUUCCAAGCAGAAAAUGCCAAAAUCAAAAAAGAGUGGCUGGAAGUGCUGGAGGAGACCAAGAGGAACCGUGCUCUCAGUGAGAAACGGAGACUGGAGCAAGAGGUCCCAACAUGGGCUCCUCCCUCAACUCCCCCAGAGCCCACCAAUCCUUUUGAGGAGGAUGAAGAAGAGGAGACAAUGCCAGAGGAAGAAACAGUGGAUCUCUCCCUAGAAUGGAUUCAGGAGCUGCCUGAAGAUCUGGAUGUUUGCAUUGCUCAGAGAGACUUUGAAGGGGCAGUUGACUUGUUAGAUAAGCUGAAUGAGUAUUUGGCAGAUAAACCUGUGACCCAGCUAGUCAGAGAGCUACGAGCAAAAGUGGAUGAAAGAGUCGGGCAACUCACUGAGGUGCUUGUGUUUGAGCUGUCUCCUGAUAGGUCUUUACGGGGCGGGCCCAGAGCUACACGUCGAGCUGUUUCCCAGCUUAUCCGCCUGGGCCAGUCAACAAAGGCAUGUGAACUUUUCCUUAAGAACAGAGAAGCUGCUGUUCACACAGCCAUCCGCCAGCUGCGUAUUGAAGGUGCCACUCUGCUGUACAUUCACAAGCUCUGCCAUGUCUUCUUCACCAGCUUGUUAGAGACUGCAAGGGAGUUUGAGACAGACUUUGCUGGCAACAGUGGGUGCUACUCUGCUUUUGUUGUCUGGGCUCGAUCUGCUAUGAGGAUGUUUGUGGAUGCAUUUAGUAAGCAGGUGUUUUAUAGUAAGGAGAGCUUAUCUACUGCUGCUGAGUGUGUAAAGGUGGCAAAAGAACACUGCAGCCAGCUCAGUGAGAUUGGUCUCGAUCUGACAUUCAUCAUUCACGCCCUACUAGUGAAGGAUAUCAAAGGUGCUUUGCAGAGCUGCAAAGAUAUCAUAAUUGAGGCCACAAAGCAUCGUAAUUCUGAAGAGAUGUGGAGGAAAAUGAACCUGAUGACCCCGGAAGCUCUAGGAAAGCUUAGAGAGGAGAUGAGAAGCUGUGGCGUGACCAAUUUCGAUCAGUACACUGGUGAUGACUGCUGGGUGAAUCUUAGCUACACUGUUGUGGCUUUCACCAAACAGACCAUGUUCUUCUUGGAGGAAGCUCUCAAACUCUACUUUCCAGAGCUGCAUAUGGUUUUGCUGGAAAGUCUGGUGGAGAUAAUCCUUGUAGCUGUCCAGCAUGUUGAUUACAGUUUACGGUGUGAACAGGACCCUGAAAAGAAAGCAUUCAUCAGGCAAAAUGCAUCUUUUCUUUAUGAAACUGUCCUUCCUGUUGUGGAGAAGAGGUUUGAGGAAGGAGUUGGGAAACCAGCUAAGCAACUGCAAGAGCUGAGAAAUGCUUCAAGACUGAUGCGUGUUAAUCCUGAAAGUACUACCUCUGUGGUGUGAAAUGCAGUGCCUGCAUCCUUCUCACAUCAAAUGUUUUAUGUAUGCCUAAUAUCUGUUUAUAUAGGUAUGUGCACAAACUGUUUUUGAACUCCUCACAGCAACCUAAUCCUAGAACACUAGUUUUAGCUAAUUAUGCCCUGAAAACAAACCGGAAGGCAAACCAAAAAAGAGAAGAAUUAAAGCAAGUACAGGUUAGAAAGACACACAUGACACAUUCCCUCCAAAGGUCUGGUUGUGGCAUUUUAGAUUAUGGAGGACAACUGAAGACAUAAUGCAUUUUGCUCCAAAAGCUAAUAUUUAAAUGAAUUGUUUAAAUAGAAUUGGUAUGAUCAAGACUAAUUUUUGAUAAGUAUUAGCUGCCUCUGUAGGAGUGGAAAUGAUGGGAUACAGUGAUUCCAUUAUAUUGGCCUUCAGAAGAAACAGCAGUUUGGGAAACAGAAAGCAUAAUUUCUUCUUAGAUGACUUGUAAAGAGAUGUAAAAGCUACAGCAAAUACUUGAUCUCAAAAGGACCCAGCUUAAAAUGUCUUUUGAAAAUUAAACUUGACAAGAUCUGGGAAUUCAGUCUUUCAAGUAAUUUUUUCAGUGUGUUAAGAAUCAUAGCAACAAUAAAUGCUAGUAUAAUUGUAAAGGACUGCAAUCAAAA